AUGAGCCGUACCGCAUCUGAAAAUUGCCAUCAAGAUGACAUGUCAGAGUUGUGGUCUGAAAGCGAGAACCUCGAAGAAAUACGAAAAUACCGACGUUUAACCCCCGUGGAGACUCAAUACUAUGCCAGAGUGUCAUUAAAUAUUAGCACAGCUCUUCUUAGCUUGAAACAGACGCUUCCUCAACAUGCCACGGGCAGAGAAGACCUCGAGAGGAUUGCACAGGUCAAACAUUUAGCUGCCUUUCUUUACCUUAAUGAACGCCUCGAGAAUGAGCUAGACAUCGACGACCGGGAGAGGCGCGGGGUAUCUGAAGGGUGCAAAAGCCGUCUUAUAUCGUCGAUGAUUGAACUGAUCUCCACACUUCCUGAUAUGGCUACGUUGUUAUGGCCUCUGUUUGUGCUUGGGAACACAGGCCUGGAAAAUGAAGACCAAAGACGUUUUGUACUAGAUCGGCUGGCCAAUAUCCAGAAGACACGGAAUCUCGGGAGUGUGAAGCGGACGAUUGAUGCUGUAAAGCAUGCCUUUGUGACGAAGAGUCUAUUCUCUUCGGGCAACAAGGCAUGGGUUCAUGAAACCUACCGCUACAUCAGCCUUGCUUGA
Molecule: messenger RNA, 600 nt
Organism: Penicillium mononematosum
Lineage: Eukaryota; Fungi; Ascomycota; Eurotiomycetes; Eurotiales; Aspergillaceae
Exons: 2
Coding region: 1-600 (199 amino acids)
Source: RefSeq, a predicted model, not a curated record